AUGAAGGCAAAUUCUGAACACGUUGUAGGGCAAACUCCUACUGCUCCACCACCUACUGUUGCAGCUAUACCCCAUCAUCCGGCCGUUCUAUCUAACGAAGAAUUCGAAAAUUUAAAACGUAGUAUUCAAUUAUUGAGAAUUGAGCAAAUCCGAUAUAUUGUACAGAAGUACAACCUUCCAGCAAAUGGAAACAAAACAAAAUUGCUCCAUUUGAUUUUAACAAUUAUCGAAACUUUGCGCGCAACUCCUCUUCUGGUUCAAAUAAGUGCUGAAGUAUCACGCCUUUUGGCUCAACAACAUGAGCCUUUUGCAAAUCCACUUGAAACAACGCAUAAAAUCGAAAAAUAUAAAAUUCAAGGUCCUGUUAUUACCCCAUCAAAUCCAUUUUAUCAAAUAAUAGAUGGUCAACCUCGUUUAGGACCUCUAAUUGCUUCUGCAGGUACAUCUACAUUAUCUGCUCAUCAAAUCAAAAUCCCAGAAGAUGUUAAUAUACUACUUGAGUUUUCUUGGCUUAAUGCGCCACCCGUUCCAUUUGAUUUAGUAAUGGAAGUUAAUGGUAACCAAGUUAUUGUUUCAGCUGAUGAUCCAAAACCAGGCGCCCUCGAUUUAACUUCAUACAUUGGACCCACCAGAACUCUUUUAUUUGCCAUAGAUAGUAUUAAGACACCUGUUCCUGUUAUUAUGGCUAUCCGCGAUUUCAAAUUAGUUACAAUAAAGGAAAUUGCAGAAAAACUUGCUGUUGAGCAAAAGAUUAAUGCACCAGCUCAAAAUCUCAAUGCCAAAGGAAAGGGCUGCUCUCAUGCACAAACAUUUCCACUUGUUAAUUUCUUAUCAUCAUUUUAUUCAACAGGAAAAUUCAAAUGUCCUGUAUGCAAUCAAAAUGUUGAGUUAGAGGGUAUUCAAAUUAGCAGUUCUAAUAAGGCUUAA
Trichomonas vaginalis G3 is the source of this 927-nucleotide messenger RNA. RefSeq names its product SUMO transferase protein. Lineage: Eukaryota; Parabasalia; Trichomonadida; Trichomonadidae. The record is from RefSeq and is a predicted model, not a curated record. The transcript has a single exon. The coding region runs from base 1 to 927 and encodes 308 amino acids.